Molecule: messenger RNA, 1022 nt
Organism: Malaya genurostris
Lineage: Eukaryota; Metazoa; Arthropoda; Insecta; Diptera; Culicidae
Gene: Fkbp12
Product: peptidyl-prolyl cis-trans isomerase Fkbp12
Exons: 4
Coding region: 150-476 (108 amino acids)
Molecular function (GO): peptidyl-prolyl cis-trans isomerase activity
Source: RefSeq, a predicted model, not a curated record
GGGAAUUGUGACAUGGGUGGCGAUAAUUGACUGAAUCCCUGUUUUAUCGAUCAACACAAGAAUCGAUUAACGAAGAAGAAAACGCGACGAUCCGGCAUUUUACUUUUCUUCUCAAGUUAAAGUAAUUGAAUAACACGUAGGUAAUCAGGAUGGGUGUUCAGGUCAUCUCAAUGUCCAAUGGAGACCAAUCUACCUUCCCAAAAACCGGUCAAGUAGCCGUAGUACAUUACACCGGCACACUAGACAAUGGAACUGUGUUUGAUUCCUCCCGUACCCGCGGGAAACCUUUCCGCUUCACUGUAGGACGUGGUGAGGUCAUUCGCGGUUGGGAUGAAGGUGUCGCUCAGAUGUCAGUUGGACAACGUGCCAAGCUUGUCUGUUCACCUGAUUAUGCGUACGGUAGCCGCGGUCAUCCGGGAGUGAUUCCACCGAAUGCCACCCUUACCUUCGAUGUUGAACUGUUGAAGGUAGAAUAAGAUAAUCAACAAAAUUAUUUACAAGACAUUACAGCAGGCAACAGAAUCAAACAUUUAACAACACACGAAAAUAAUGAAGCAAUCCCAGGAUCCGGGCCUGUUGAAUUAACUUUAACCUUCUGUUUUUUUUUUGCGCGGGGGAAUCGGUACAUCGGUAGAACGAGAAAGGUCACAUUUAUUCGUAGGUUUGUAAUCGAAUCCCGUGUGCUAAAAUCCUACAUUGAAAUAGGAAGAACAAGUCAGUAAACAAUGCAUUUAUACUAUUUCCUGUUUAGAAAAUUUAUUAGAAGGCAAAUUGAGCUCUUGAAAAUUGUAGCGUUGGGGGCAAUUGGCUUCCGAACAAUGUUUUUAUUUGUACAACUUCUUGGGACGUAGCGAUAAGUAGUUUCUUGCUCUGGCAGCAGUUUCCAAUAUUAUCCAGUGCAUCUUCCGUUUUGCUAUUCCAGAAACAUAUAACUCAAGUUUCAAAAUUGUCACACCGAACCAGUUUACAAGAAUAAUGUACCAUUUGACGUACUAACAAAAUAUACGCAUAUGUACUCUCUA